Messenger RNA from Andrographis paniculata, 782 nucleotides. RefSeq lists its product as uncharacterized. The transcript is spliced from 2 exons. The record is from RefSeq and is a predicted model, not a curated record. NCBI's taxonomy places the organism in Eukaryota, Viridiplantae, Streptophyta, Magnoliopsida, Lamiales, Acanthaceae. Bases 73 to 675 code for a protein of 200 amino acids.
AGGACCACUGCGCAUUUUAGCAAUAACGCCGUAAAAGGUAAACGCCGUUCUCUGCAUCGGUUCUUUUCCUCCAUGGUCGGUUGUCGGGCACGCAAUCUAUUUCGUCGGAGCUCCGGCGGUUGUGUAAUUGGGAGUUUUUUGGUGGUGUGUUUGUUUAAUUCUUCGAUUUUGGGGAAAGAAUUCAGAAAUUUGCCCUAUAUGAAGGUUCAUCCAGCGCCGAGGAAACGCAACAUCACUCUGGACGUCGCUUCGAUGGUGGCUCAGGCGAACAUCUGCCGGCAAAAGAAGCUGAGACGGCUGCCGCACAUCUUCGAGAAGGCGCUUGUGCUGCCUUUCCAUCCAGAUGCCGAGGUUUCCAUCAACGAAACCCCUCGCUCCUUCGUCUUCACCGCCGCCACCGAUGGCAUCAGCGGCGAUGUCCGCGUCGACGCUAUCGAGAUCCAUCCUGGCGUUACGAAGAUUGUCGUGAGGGAUAGUGGCUACGUUGAUUUGUCGGGGACUGAAUUGGAGCUCAAUUUGUGGAGAUUUCGUCUGCCGGCGUCGACACGGCCGGGGCUCGCCUCCGCCGCUUACGACGACGGCCAGCUAAUCGUGACGGUGCCGAAAGGAGCUCCGUCGGAUGAGGCAAACAGUGGUGACAUUAGAGUUGGGAAUAGAUUCGUUCUUGUACAGUAAUUGGGAAUCCCUUUGGCCCUUCACCUGUUUCUGUUUCGCUUUCAUCCACCAUUUCUGAAAUAAACAGCAGCAGAAUUCAUCUCUGUUAUGGUGAUGAAUAUACUAAA